GCCGGCCGGCCCCGCCCCUCCGCCUCACUGUGGCCUGCGGCUCCCGGGCCGGUAGCGCCGCUUUCCGUCGCGCGGACUGGUGGUGUGGAACCGCGGGCCCCGGGUGUUCGCCGCCUGCCACAGUUCUGCCCAGCGCCGCCGAGCCGGUGAGCCCCGAGCCUCCGCCAUGGACUUCGAGGACGAUUACACACACUCUGCUUGCAGAAAUACUUAUCAGGGCUUUAAUGGAAUGGAUCGUGAUUAUGGCCCCGGAUCUUAUGGAGGGAUGGACCGUGACUAUGGCCAUGGAUCCUAUGGGGGUCAAAGAUCCAUGGACUCCUACCUAAACCAGUCAUAUGGCAUGGACAAUCACAGUGGUGGUGGUGGGGGUAGCAGGUUUGGACCUUAUGAGUCUUACGACUCCAGGUCUUCUCUGGGUGGGCGAGAUCUGUACAGAUCUGGCUAUGGUUUUAAUGAACCCGAACAAAGCCGCUUCGGAGGUAGUUAUGGUGGUCGAUUUGAGAGCUCCUACCGGAAUAGCCUUGACUCUUUCGGAGGUAGAAACCAGGGCGGGUCUAGCUGGGAAGCACCUUACUCCCGUUCAAAAUUGAGGCCUGGGUUUAUGGAGGACAGAGGAAGAGAGAAUUACUCUUCCUACAGCAGUUUUUCUUCACCCCAUAUGAAGCCUGCACCUGUAGGCUCUCGGGGGAGAGGAACGCCUGCUUAUCCUGAAAGUACGUUUGGAAGCAGAAACUAUGAUGCUUUUGGAGGACCAUCAACAGGCAGAGGCCGAGGCCGAGGACAUAUGAGUGAUUUUGGAAGCAUUCAUAGACCUGGAAUUGUUGUUGACUAUCAAAACAAACCCACCAAUGUGACAGUUGCCGCUGCAAGAGGAAUAAAGAGAAAAAUGAUGCAACCAUUUAAUAAGCCUGGUGGAACCUUUAUCAAGAAACCCAAGCUAGCAAAACCUGUGGAGAAGAUGAGCCUCAGCAAAUCACCCAUUUUGACUUUUGCUGAUAUCCUAGCAAAAACUGAUCCUAAAAAUGAGGAAGAAGAAAAGCGACGAAUCGAGGCUCGGCGAGAGAAACAAAGGCGCAGAAGAGAAAAAAACAGUGAGAAAUAUGGAGAUGGAUACAGAAUGGCAUUCACAUGUUCCUUUUGUAAAUUCCGAACGUUUGAAGAAAAAGAUAUUGAACUACAUCUGGAAAGUUCUUCACACCAGGAAACACUAGAUCAUAUUCAGAAACAAACCAAAUUUGAUAAAGUAGUUAUGGAGUUUUUGCAUGAAUGUAUGGUGAAUAAAUUCAAGAAAACAUCUAUUCGUAAGCAACAGACAAAUAAUCAAACAGAAGUAGUUAAAAUAAUUGAAAAAGAUGUUAUGGAAGGUGUUACUGCAGAUGAUCACAUGAUGAAAGUAGAGACUGUUCACUGCAGUGCAUGCAGUGUGUAUAUCCCUGCUUUACACAGCUCAGUGCAGCAGCACUUAAAAUCUCCUGAUCAUAUCAAAGGGAAGCAGGCUUACAAGGAGCAAAUAAAAAGAGAAAGUGUCUUGACUGCUACAAGCAUUUUAAAUAAUCCAAUAGUGAAGGCACGAUACGAACGUUUUGUUAAGGGUGAGAAUCCUUUUGAAAUUCAAGAUCAUUCUCAAGAUCAACAAAUAGAAGGAGAUGAGGAAGAAGAAGAAAAGAUUGAUGAACCUAUUGAAGAAGAGGAGGAAGAGGAGGAAGAAGAGGAGGAAGUGGGAGAAGUAGAGGAAGUAGAAGAAGUGGAGGAAGCAGAGGAAGUGGGAGAAGGAGGAGGAGUAGAGGGAGUGGGAGACACACAGGAAGCAGGGGAAAUAGAGGGUGUGGGGGAGGGAGAGGCAGUGGGGGAGACAGAAGCAGUGGGGGAAGGAGAAGCAGUGGGGGAAGGAGAAGCAGUGGGGGAAGAAACAAAGGAAGAGCCUGUUGACUUCCCCGUUGACCAACCUGAAGAAAAUUAAAUAUAAGGUAUUAGUCAAAUCUAAAAGAAGCUUUAAAUUUCUCUCCUAAUAUGGAAAAGGGUAAGAAUUUUAAUAGUUUAAAAUAUGAGAAUUAACACCCAUGUUGCAUGCAUUCCACACAUUCAAAUUUGUUUUAUAUAAUUUCUAAAUGUUUGGCAUUUGUUUAAUAAGAUGAAGGUAAGACUAUUUUAGUUUAGUUUUUAUAGCUAUCAAACUUAGAUUAGAUAAAUUGUUUGUAUAAUUUUUAAGCUUAAUUUUUAUUACUUUAUUGGUGUUAAGGAUAACAGAUGUGUAUUGUUAGUAUAUCUACUCUAAUCAUUUGAACUUAAAUGCUGCUGUUGGGAGUAUAUAUUCAAGUGUGCAUUAAUGUUUUGAAUACUUACCCUAGAAGAGAUAAAUUGGGCAAGUAUUUUGUGCUCUGACUGUGUAUUUUUUUACGGCAUUGGACAUUGAAUAGUAAUUUGCGUUAAUAUACGCUUAAAGGCUUUUUGUGACCAUGUUUCCCUUUGUAGCAAUAAAACAAUUUUUACAAAAACA
Mustela lutreola (European mink) is the source of this 2497-nucleotide messenger RNA. RefSeq names its product zinc finger protein 326 (gene ZNF326). Gene Ontology annotation, molecular function: DNA binding. Lineage: Eukaryota; Metazoa; Chordata; Mammalia; Carnivora; Mustelidae. The record is from RefSeq and is a predicted model, not a curated record. Gene Ontology annotation, cellular component: nucleus; DBIRD complex. Gene Ontology annotation, biological process: regulation of DNA-templated transcription elongation. Bases 167 to 1960 code for a protein of 597 amino acids. The transcript has 12 exons.